UUCUCAGAACAGAGUGAGUCCUUUCUGAAGUAAUUACCAGUACAGUAUUUACGUUUUUAGUUCCUGUAGUUUCUUCGUCCUUCUUCUUCUGUACAUGCACGUGUACCAUUGUGGUUCGUAGCUUUGGGUCGCAAUACUGUAUACAUGAGAAGAUGAAGAGAAAAGCGCCAGGAACGCCGAGUGUGGGUUCUCCUGCCAAGAAACCAAAGAAAUCCUUGCAAUCCUCUACAGUUUCUGCUGAAGCAACACCAUCACCUGAAUUUUCUGCUCAAUGUGCUAAUCUCCGCCAAAUAGUUGAUGCUGCCAAGAACCAACUUGAUGGGGGAAAGGAUAUUAGCGAUGUGCGCAACCAGGGUAUCGUCAGCCUCUCAAAACUCUUCAAUGUGUUUCGUGCCAAAGUGAAUCAAGUCAAUGUAGACCAGCUAAAAACCCAACAGGCUAUGAAUGACAGUGACAAAGCAAUGCUGAGGCUGCAGAAUCUCCAGUAUGAAGAGCACAACCUGCAACAGAAGAUCAAUGAAGCAAGAAAUUCUCCUGUCAGUGCAGAUGUUGACUUGGUUUCCACGGAGGAGUUCAUUAGCAAGGCACCUGCCCAUUUGAAAGUGUUGGCUGGAGAAAAUGAACAUAUGAAACAGCUCGCACAUCUUCAAUUUGAAGUAAUGCAUCGAGCCCAGCUGGCUCAAGACUUGAAGUCCAUGCAGAGACAAGUCUCUUCUGUUUCCAAGGAGAUCAGCUCUUGUGAGCGUCAGCACGAAGCGGUUUCUACAGAGCUACGGCAACUUUUAGAGGUUGCCAAAGUAUUUGAAAAGAAGACCUGUUUUAGUAGAAGCCCUCCCUCGCAUUCUUUACAAUCACCAUCAUCUUCUUCACCUUCAUCAUCAACAACACCUACAGCUACCAGUACUGUCGAUAGUGGCAACACUUCAUCAGCUGAAGGUGCUCGAGCCGAUGGUGGAAAAACAGAAGGGUCGGGUGGACAGCCACUGCAAGACAGCAUACAUCACCGUGUCUUCGGAGACGACCUCUUACCAGAGCCCCUCUUUGUCAUCUUGAAGAAAGCUCAAGUGCAGCUGGCUCAGUCCAGUGACAACGCCAGUCAAGGUCUGCUGUCCGUACGUGUUGAGAAGGACUGUGCAGUUGGCAGUCUGGCAAAUGGUGCAAGCUUGAUUGGCCAGACAAGAGCAACUUGUUCAGAGAUGCCUGAUGCCGACGAUAUUGAUUUCGUGACUGCGCACCCGUAUUCGUGUGUGGUGUCGCUUGUAGCCAAAGGUGUUGCUGAACCAGUCCAGUUGCAAUUCUUCUACCAUCCCACCAUGAUGCUUGUUAGUGUUGAUCACACUCUCCCGUCCACAGCAUCAUCAUCAUCAUCAUCAUCACUAUGUGGCAAGGCAAUGAUGGAUGGCCAUGCUACAUCACUGCUGGAUAGAAUUACUACUACUAUGGCUGGUGCUGGUGACCAUGGUGAUGGCGAUGGCCAUGAUGAGCAUGUCCAUGAUAAUGAUGCUGGCUUGGCUUGCCCAAGAUUACUACCGGCUUGCUAUGCACAGAAAUUCAGCAGCAAGAUACCUGGCUUAAUUGAGGCUGGUGCUCUUGGCAGGCUGUACAAGUGGGCACAACAACUGGCCGGGUUGGAAUAUUUGUCAGUGCAGAAGCCGAAACAUACACAGGACUCCAGCGAUAGACCAUCGUGCACUUGGCCUCAACUAGUGCAACUUCUUUCAUAGGUAUGGCAGUGACUAUUCACAGCCUUCACUGCAUACUUGUGUCAAUUUUGACUCCAAGAUCAGUUUGGUCGAUUAUGGGUUUUUUUUUAUUGAGCACAUUCCUCACCAUGAAACACAUACACUGUACUAUAGUACAUGCUUGAGCCAGCCCACCAGCCGGGCACCUGUGCUUGAGUCAGCCCACCAGCCAGGCACCUGUGCUUGAGCCAGCCCACCAGCCGGGCACCUGUGCUUGAGUCAGCCCACCAGCCGGGCACCUGCUUGAGCCAGCCCACCAGCCAGGCACCUGUGCUUGAGCCAGCCCACCAGCCGGGCACCUGUGCUUGAGCCAGCCCACCAGCCGGGCACCUGUGCUUGAGUCAGCCCACCAGCCGGGCACCUGUGCGGCACAGUAUUGUUGCUCUUGCCUACUCACCAUACAUUGUGCUUUCGGACUAUCUUUCUUUCUUUUCCUUUUUUUCUUUUUAAAAAGAACAAUUUCCUAGUUGCCAGCGAUUUAUGGCAUAGUUCUGGUUUGCAGAGACAACUGCAACUGCUAGUACACUGUCGUGCUGCAAAGUACCGUCCAGAGCAGCAUUGCAUGAUCUUCUCGCAGUUGGCACAGUGUGACUUUUGUUUGUUGUAGCGGCUAUGGUCAGAACAGGCAACGUUUUUCCUUGUGCUCAACCAUGUCAUGUUGUUGUGCUCAACCAUGUCAUGUUGUUGUGCUCAACCAUGUUAUGUUGUUGUGCUCAAGCAUGUCAUGUUGUUGUGCUCAACCAUGUCAUGUUGUUGUGCUCAACCAUGUCAUGUUGUUGUGCUGCUUUGCUUUGUGUAACGUUAUGUUGUUCUCUGGCAGUAAUGCAGCCUGUGUUGUCUCUGGCAGUAAUGUA
Molecule: messenger RNA, 2596 nt
Organism: Sycon ciliatum
Lineage: Eukaryota; Metazoa; Porifera; Calcarea; Leucosolenida; Sycettidae
Exons: 10
Coding region: 153-1724 (523 amino acids)
Biological process (GO): positive regulation of DNA-templated transcription, elongation; mRNA export from nucleus
Cellular component (GO): THO complex part of transcription export complex
Molecular function (GO): mRNA binding
Source: RefSeq, a predicted model, not a curated record